Messenger RNA from Drosophila guanche, 359 nucleotides. RefSeq lists its product as uncharacterized. The transcript has 2 exons. Bases 16 to 345 code for a protein of 109 amino acids. NCBI's taxonomy places the organism in Eukaryota, Metazoa, Arthropoda, Insecta, Diptera, Drosophilidae. The record is from RefSeq and is a predicted model, not a curated record.
GCUGCUGCUGGCAUUAUGUGUGCUGCUGAUUGCCUGCGCGUGGAGCCAGCCAUCCUGCUUCCAGUGGCAACGCCCCAGCAGUUGGAGCAGCAGCAACAACAGCCGGAGCGACAGCCACAGACAAUCGAUCGCCAACUCCUGCUCAUCGAGAACAAUGUGAAAGCGGAGGAUGCGCAGAACUACCAGAUCACGAUACCGAGGAAGGCCAAGGCGGGGGAACCCUGUCUAACCAUCACCUGGAAGACCAACCCGGAUGGCAGCGGACCAGACUAUCCGCGAAUCUACAUGGCUGACGGCUACUUCAGGAUAGUGCCACCCUCAAUGCCCACAGAGCAACCGCAAUAAACGGAUAGAUUCUG